UUUUUUUUUCUUCUUUUCUUUCUUUUUUUUUUUUCUCCCAAAGAAAAAUAUUUACAUUAUGGACAUUAUUGCAUUAUCGAUAAAAUCGCUUGAACAACAAACGAAAAGUGUGACAUUACCUCGCUCUGCUUCCGUUUUAGAACUAAAGCAAAAGAUUCAAUUGGAAUUUGACAUUGAUGGAACUCGACAACGUUUGAUAUUUCAAGGAAAAGUGCUUCGGGAUGGCAAGAAUUUAUCAGACUAUGAUAAUUUGGAUGACGGAAAAGUGAUUCAUUUGGUUGUUCGUCCUAUUGGCGUAGCUCAUAACCCUGAAAACGAUGAACCUUCAAGAAACUCACAACGACGUACAUCUACAAGACAUGAAGGAUAUGCUGUGAUUACAUUGGAUGCAACCUUAUCUGAUCUAGAAGAUGGCAAUUCUCUCAUGUCAACGAUUAUGAACAGUCUAUUACCACAAGGCGGCGAUACAUCACCUCGACUCGGAAGAGCUACUGGAUUAUUGCAUGCAUUAAGAGCUGCUCGAACCGAAUCUUCCAGACGACGAGCACCACCCAUAGAUCUUAUGGAAGAUGCAAGAACUUCAUCCAUUACACUCCCUGUGCCUUCUUCUGUGGAAAUGCGAUUAUCUAGAACAAUGUCUUAUAUCCGUGAAAUCAGAACCUUGUUAAAUACACCGAUUGUCGAAUCGGAUACAACGAAUCGAAGUACACGUCAUGCAUCCAUAGGAGCUAUACGAGAAUCGCGCGAAUUAUUACGACAAGAAGAGAAUCAUGCGGGUCAAGUAGGACUUGUAGUAGAAGAAUUAGCGGACCUGAUGUACUUAUUGAUACCAUGGUUACGAGAAAUGGGGCAUUCAUUACGCACGGAGGAAAAUGGAAGGACAAGUAGUCAACAAUUAGCUCAUGUCUUGAGAACUGCACGUAUUGUUCAAAUAUUGAGUUUAAUUCAUCAUUUCCUGGGUUCGGUUUUAGCCACGGCAGAAUUACAACCUUCACCCAGUACUACUGCUACUUCUGCAGCAGCAACAAACGUGCCAGAGACUUGGUCACCGAUUCAAAGACCUCCUCCACCUCCUCCUCCUUCUACCGGCUCGUCAUCAUCAUCACCAGCAUCGUCAUCAAAGAGAAAACAAUCAGAGGAUCCUUCUUCUUCGUCAUCAUCUCAGCAACAACAGAAAAAGACAAGGGAAUAAAAUAACAGUUUUUUUUUUUUUUCGACAAGUAUAUAGUUUUUAUUUUUUUUCUUUUACUUUUACAAUUUAAAAAGAAUGUUCCGAAUAAUAAUAAAACGAGGUUAUUCUACAGAGGGUUGUCGUAUUGUAGAGAGUUUACGACGACAAUAUCAACAAAAAAAGACACAGCCUCUUAAUUCCAAGGAAGGCCAUUCUCGUUUGGGUUAUACCUCACCGAAUGAAAUUUUUAUCAAUAAUGAGUUAAACCUGAACAAGA
Molecule: messenger RNA, 1448 nt
Organism: Mucor mucedo
Lineage: Eukaryota; Fungi; Mucoromycota; Mucoromycetes; Mucorales; Mucoraceae
Exons: 8
Coding region: 59-1192 (377 amino acids)
Cellular component (GO): BAT3 complex
Molecular function (GO): polyubiquitin modification-dependent protein binding; misfolded protein binding
Source: RefSeq, a predicted model, not a curated record